ACCGCUUCUCUACCCAUGAGUCCUACUGAGUUUCAGGAGGAAGGUGUCUCUGAUACAGACAACACUGAAAACGGAGACAGUCACAGCACCCCAGAAGAAGAAAGAGUGCCGUUCGUUCCCCCUGCGAGACGGCGAUUUGACACAGAGCUGGACAGCAGCGUUUGCCUCGAGGCAGACGAAGAUGAGAAGUUUUGGAAAGAAGCACGGAAGCUGAGGAGGUCAACUUGUUGCGCGGAAGAAAUACAGCGUAUCUUCGAAGAAAAGCGAUUCUCGAUCUUAGGGCAGGUUCAUCUCGACUUGUGUCGUUACCACGAACUAGGCCGAUUCGUAGACGAGGGUCAAAAGUAUGACCGCGCAGCAGCAUGGUUUCAUUUGGAAGUGGCCGCCAAAUGCACCGUCAUCGAGGCGGUGGUUACGAUGGCCAAAAUUUUUCUGAAUAUCCCGAGGGAGCUGCUUCAAGAUUUUACGGUUGACGUGAGUUAA
Soboliphyme baturini is the source of this 483-nucleotide messenger RNA. The record is from the annotation of a GenBank genome assembly. NCBI's taxonomy places the organism in Eukaryota, Metazoa, Nematoda, Enoplea, Dioctophymatida, Soboliphymatidae.